CACCGACCUUCCAGUCAAAGGAUACUGCUCUCUCGUCUCAUAUUAUUUUUUCUCUGUCUGUGUUACAGGAACUUUUUUCUUUGGGACUGAGCAGACAGUGAGAGACCCUGUUGUACGGUAGGACGAUGAAUCAGGAACCAAACUGUCGAAUCAUCGAUGAAUAAAUGCAUGCCUGUUUUCUCVGUGUCACUCAGAAAAAGGAUAUUAAUUGGAACAAAAAUCAAUGAAAGAGAAAGAGUAGAGGACAACAAGCACCGCUACGACAAAUAAAAACAAUACCGGCAUUACAACAAAUGAUGAACCAGUGUGGCCCAGUCGGAUACUCUAUUGGUGGAUACAACAACUGUAGACAGUUGUCGAACCAGCAGCAAAACCAUCAACGACCAAAAACUCGUAACGAUUACUUUGGAAAGUUUCGGUUUCUCAAAUUCGACUUGAAAUGGCCGGAACUAAAAAUGCCCGACAUGCUGAAGGACUUUUCGGUCGAUCACAUUUGCUAUUCGGGUGAAGUCAUCGACGAGGCAGCUUCAACUACCAAGAGUCACCUCAGAAAAACAGCAGAAAGUGCAARAGAGCUUCCCAAACAGGGAAAACAAUUCGCCGACUCCCAGGCCGAAAUCCUUCAUAGCCAUUCCAAGGUCUUAAAAACGCAGUUGUCGGAAAAUUGGAACUCCUCGAUUGCAAGCAUUGCGUCGAUGCCCUCGGCCAUCUCAGAGUCUUGGGACUAUCACGCAAAUAUCUAUCACGAACAACAAAAGCAACUCAAACAACAGCAAUAAUUUGUCGGUUGUUAUUCAAGUGCACUUGAAACGGGUGCAAAGGUUGGUCCUUCGUGUGUUUGRCUGUUUGUGACUAUAUAAAUUUGCUGUAUCUCUCUGUAUGAUGAACAGUGAUAGAAACUGAUUUCAGAUUUCGAAUCGAAGACUUGGCAUGACAYGUCACGACAGAAUGAUAUGCAACACAAUCUGUUUUUGUGAUUCGUGUCUUUCGAUUUCUGAGGCAUCGUCACUCGAAUUGUAUUCGAAACAAAUAAAAUGAGUAUGAACGGAAUCUAAAAUGAAAGGCUUACUCGUGAAAGCUUUUGUCGGAUCUCGCAAGUAUCUAUGGUGAGAUAUUAUUGUGUGUGAAGCCAUUGUCCGAUAGUAGUACAUACCUACGAAAAGACGAAAGAUCCGUCCGUCGUAUAAUACCGGGGAAGAAUGCAUCUCCGCUCCUUAUUACUAUACUUUCAAUUCAUGAAGGUGUCAAAUUGAAAAAAGUGCACGGAUGUGUUUCAUAAAAGUCAAUUCGAUAAAAUAAGCAAAAGGCAGAACA
Pseudo-nitzschia multistriata is the source of this 1314-nucleotide messenger RNA. The record is from the annotation of a GenBank genome assembly. Lineage: Eukaryota; Bacillariophyta; Bacillariophyceae; Bacillariales; Bacillariaceae.